Molecule: messenger RNA, 946 nt
Organism: Morus notabilis
Lineage: Eukaryota; Viridiplantae; Streptophyta; Magnoliopsida; Rosales; Moraceae
Exons: 6
Source: RefSeq, a predicted model, not a curated record
UAGAUUCUAACACCACCUUCAAACAUCAAAACCCUCUCUCUCUCUAUGAUUGUCCGUACACUUUCUCUCUCUGGAAUUUAACAAUAUUUUCUCUCUCGCGUGGAGCUCCCUUCAGUCUCAUAUUGCACAAUUUGUAUAUAAAUUUCUCUCUCAUAUAUUACCCAAUCCUAGUUUUCUCCAAAUAUUUAUCUAUUUGGGGUUUCGAAAUUGGCGGGAACCAAACGGCGAAUUCGGUUCUUCCGAUUGGUGAAUUUGGCUCAGGAUUUCCAGAAUUCGGUGCUCAAAUCUGAAUUUUGAGGAUUUCGCGAUCGAUUUUAAUGGCGAAUCCGUCUGGGAACCAUCAAGAAUCGAGCCAUCCUUCCUCUUCGUUCAACGGAGGGAAUCCGGCGAACGGGAAUUCGGCGGCUCCGACGUCGGCUCCCGAGAGCGCCGGCGCCGCCAUGGCCAUGAAGCACAAUCCCGGCAUAUCCAUGGAUUGGACUGCGGAUGAACAGGCAAUUCUUGAAGAAGGGCUUUCCAAAUUUUCCACAGAAUCAAGCAUAAUCCGGUAUGCCAAGAUUGCUAUGCAGCUGCAAAACAAGACCGUUCGAGAUGUGGCAUUGCGUUGUAGAUGGAUGAAUAAAAAGGAAAACAGCAAGCGAAGGAAGGAAGAGCAUAACUUGUCAAGGAAAAGCAAAGAUAAAAAGGAAAGAGUGACUGAUCCUUCAGCAAAGUCAUCUCAGUAUGCUGCCCGAUCCAAUGUACCUCCAUAUGCUCCACCAAUGAUUCCUAUGGACAAUGAUGAUGGCAUUUCAUUCAAAGAGAUUGGUGGUGAUAUAGGAGAUCUUCUGGAGCAAAACUCCGAUUUCUUGAAUCAAAUUUCUGUGAAUAUUGCUGGUUACCAGCUACAGGAAAACGUCAAUCUCUUCUGCCAAACUCGAAGUAACAUCAUCAACAUCAUGAACGG